Messenger RNA from Bradysia coprophila, 1398 nucleotides. RefSeq names its product O-glucosyltransferase rumi homolog. Lineage: Eukaryota; Metazoa; Arthropoda; Insecta; Diptera; Sciaridae. Gene Ontology annotation, biological process: protein O-linked glycosylation; positive regulation of Notch signaling pathway. Gene Ontology annotation, cellular component: endomembrane system. Gene Ontology annotation, molecular function: UDP-xylosyltransferase activity; UDP-glucosyltransferase activity. The record is from RefSeq and is a predicted model, not a curated record.
GCGUGUGUUGUCAAUAGUUUGACUUGGAGUUUUGUUUACAUUUUCAAAAUUUCAACAAUGAAACGACUAAUUUUUGGAUUUCUGUUAUUUCAUCUGGUAGCGGUUGUGUUACCGAAUGAUGAAUCAAAUGGUUUUUGUACAAUUGAUGGAAAUUGUGAAUCUGAUAACAGCGAUGGAUCGUCAAAGUAUUUGGCCGGAGACGAGGAAAACUAUAAGAAGUACGCCGAGGCCCUAACUCAGAAACUCACUUCGUCUCAAGCCAAAUUCGAGGCACAAAACUACACCGGCUUCUCCAAGCAAAUUGAGAAAGAUUUGUCGCCGUUUCGACAGGGCAUUUCCCAAGCAAUGAUAAAUGACGUACGAAAGUAUGGAGUUAAGUACCAAAUUGUCAACCAGAGACUGUAUCGGGACAAAGAAUGCAUGUUUCCAUCCCGAUGUGCUGGCAUCGAACAUUUUCUGAUGCAACUAUUGCCCCGACUAAAAGACACCGAAAUUCUAAUCAACUGUCGCGAUUGGCCACAAAUUCAUACCGAUUGGGGUGUUCGUGGUCCCGUCUUUUCAUUCAGCAAAACCGAUAAGUAUCUCGACGUUAUGUAUCCGGCGUGGAGUUUCUGGCAAGGCGGACCAGCUAUUUCUACAUAUCCAACCGGACUGGGCAGAUGGGACGUGAUGAGAGAAAAACUGACUGAAGCCGCAGCGAAACAUCCCUGGUCCAAGAAAAAGAGCCAGGCUCUGUUCCGAGGAUCUCGUACGUCCGAUGAACGAGAUUCGUUGGUGCUACUGUCCAGAAAAUAUCCAGAUCUGGUGAAAGCUCAGUACACAAAGAACCAAGCAUGGAAAUCAUCGGCGGAUACUUUGGGUGCUGAACCUGUGAAGGACAUUCCGAUGGAAAAUCAUUGCCGCUACAAAUAUUUGUUCAAUUUCCGUGGCGUGGCAGCAAGUUUUCGCUUUCGUCAUCUGUUUAUGUGCCAGUCGUUGGUUAUUCAUGUCGGAGACGAAUGGAAGGAAUUCUUUUAUGAUGCACUCGUGCCGAAUUACCACUUCAUUCAAGUGCCCGCUUAUCCGCAAGAAAAUGAACUGAGAUAUUUACUCAGAUUUCUGGUGGAAAAUGAUAAACUUGCCGAGGAUAUAGCACGUCGGGGAUGCGACGCCAUUGACCAGAUGCUAGAUAUGAAGGACAUCCUAGACUACUGGUAUGAUUUGAUAAUGCAAUACACGAAAUUUUUGAAAUUCAAAGUGGUUCGGGACGGCGAUUUAAUUGAUAUUACGAAGUAAGUCUGUGAUGUUGUUGUAAUACUGUGGUAUGGGGGGUACUAAGAUCUAAAGUCUUGUAUGAAUAUUAAUUGACACGUACCACCUCUUCAUUUGCUAAACGAAAGAAGUGAAACUUUUUUGUAC